AUGUCAAAGUUGCCGGAUAAACAGCAAUUACACGAAGACCAAGAAUAUUGGUGGCGCGAAUUCUCACCCAGGCAAGGAGAUAUACCCGUCAUCGUCGGAUCUUUGCCUGCAAAGCAACAAGAGCAAGAAGAACGAGCGAUGACUCAACAAAAGAAGAAAAAAAGUCAUGGCAAUCGUGCUGAACAAAAUUUCAAAAGAAGAUUACGUCAUCAAAAUUUAGAUGAGGAGAUCCGAGCAUCCUUAAUACAAACAAGAAUUGAAAGACAACGAGAUAAACAAGAGCAGCCCAUUUUGUGUCCUACAGCAACAGAAAUGAACAAAAUGAAUAAUCCAAACGGACAAGUAGCCGAGGUUACAGAAAUCAUGGAGAUUCCAAUCGAUGAUAACCUUCGUGAAUCUAAUUCAAAGAAACGCAAACACAAUGCAUCGACUAAACUCGACACAAAUCUGUGUAAAUCCUUAAGUCGCUUGUCUAUUUUAGAAGGAUGUACAAAGAAAAAGAAGAUAAAAAAUGUUCACAUUAAAAAUGCUUCUUCAAGAAUGACGCCUGAACUGAAUGAUCCAACAAAAUUAUACGUCACAAUGCUCAAGUCUGCUUUUGUACCUCAAUAUUUGACAGUAUGUGCACGGAAAUUGAAAGAAAUGUUAUCAAUAGCAGUUCCUGAUGGUCAUAAACUGUAUCAAUGGUUGGACAAUGCCGAAAAGAUAAAAUCAACACGUAAAUUAGCUCAUACUGUUAAUUUUAUAUAUUAUUUAAAAUUACAACAACAAUUAUGGCAAGAUUAUUUCGAUUUGGGCAUGAGUACUGGUAUGUGGGCUCCACGAGUAUCGAAAUCAUUGGCGAAGGAGCAUCAUACCUGCAUGUCCUAUGGUCGUUCAGAGAAAUUAGUCGGACAACGUCAAAGAACCAUUCAAAAUCAAAUAUAUCGCACUAAUCAUGACCUACAAGAACAAUUAAUUCAUCUACCCGAAUGGACUGAAAAUGUAAUCCCAGCCAUCGAUUCAAUAUUUCUCUCGAAAGCUGUUGAGGCUAUGGUUAAAAGUGGCCAACAUCGUUUGGAUAUCCAAUUCAAACAUAAACAGGCUAUGUUAAAAUUAGAUGCCGAUGAUCAUCGUUUGAUUUCAGCUGUGUAUGCUUUGAAGCCAACUGAAGAACAGAUUGUAUUAAUCAAAAUGUAUUGGAAAGCCAUAGCAAAUGAACAAAAAGCAGUGGAAGAAAUGGAAGUGCUUCGAAAACGAGUGUCAUUAAAACGACUUCCACAAUCAUUUGACAAAGUUCUCGAUCAAUCGGUCUCUCAUAUUCAAACCAUGUUGUCACGCUCUAGCCUACAUAAAGAUCGGAGUGCUAGUAUGGCAUCCCGUUGUUCGAAAACAAUCACACAAUAUAAAUUUGAUUUAAUGGCUAUCACUUUAGGUAUAGCUCAAGAUACAGCUCGGGGUUAUCAUCAAUUGGCUAUUGAUAUAAAGGAUAAAUUACGAAAACUUAAUAGCAAUGAAAUACAAUGUUCCAAUGAAGUAGUGAUCACUGCGAUAGAAAUACGCGGCGAAAAUAUAAAGAAACGUGCUCAAGAAUUACUUCAAUAUAAAAUGAUGUCUUUUUUCGAACAGGCUCCGGCGGUCGACAACAACAAAGGCAACGUAUCCGCCGAAGCGAUCUAA
Molecule: messenger RNA, 1659 nt
Organism: Rotaria sp. Silwood2
Lineage: Eukaryota; Metazoa; Rotifera; Eurotatoria; Philodinida; Philodinidae
Source: the annotation of a GenBank genome assembly